Messenger RNA from Peromyscus eremicus (cactus mouse), 892 nucleotides. It is a transcript of the gene C4H11orf96, whose product is annotated as chromosome 4 C11orf96 homolog. NCBI's taxonomy places the organism in Eukaryota, Metazoa, Chordata, Mammalia, Rodentia, Cricetidae. The coding region runs from base 44 to 772 and encodes 242 amino acids. The record is from RefSeq and is a predicted model, not a curated record. The transcript has a single exon.
AGGGCGACGUCAGGCGGAAGGGCGCGGGGCGCGCACGCUUUAAAUGGCAUUCGCUGUCAUCCGAGCUUGCAGUCGUGUGGGCAGAGGCGGGCUAUAUAAGCAGCGAGGCGGGCUGCCGCGGGGCACACGGCGACAGCGACAGCGGCGGCAGGGAGCCUCUCAGAGCGUCGCGGAGCAGCACAGCACAGCCCCGCGCCCCUCGACGGGCCCGCCCGCCCGCCAUCCCUCCCCAGCAGCGCCGGCUCGGGCCAACGAGGCCCGCCGCCACCCCGCAGCAGAUUUGGAUCCCCCGCCCGGAGAGCCUCAGGCUGCCGCCUCCCGGGGGACCCCGGAGCCGCGGCCGCCCCCGGAGAGCCCGGGCGCACCGCCGCCCCCCGGCCCCGCAGCCACCGACGGCGCCAUGGCGGCCGCCAAGCCCGGCGAGCUCAUGGGCAUCUGCUCUAGUUACCAGGCGGUGAUGCCGCACUUCGUGUGCCUGGCCGACGAGUUCCCGCAGCCGGUGCGGCCCGCCAAGCUGCCCAAGGGCAAGGGCCGGCUGCGGCGGCCGCGCCAGUCCCGCUUCAAGACGCAGCCGGUGACCUUCGACGAGAUCCAGGAGGUGGAGGAGGAGGGGGUGUCCCCGAUGGAGGAGGAGAAGGCCAAGAAGUCGUUCCUGCAGAGCUUGGAGUGCCUGCGCCGCAGCACGCAGAGCCUGUCGCUGCAGAGGGAGCCGCUCGGCAGCUGCAAACUGAGGAACAGCCUGGACUCCAGCGACUCCGACUCGGCCCUGUGAGGCAACAGCCAGCUUGGGGACUCGCUCCGCUGCCACGCGCCGGGAAGCCGUGGGCGCACCCGGGGGGGGACCCAUGCCCCCGGGCGGCCCCGACCAUGGGGGAUCGGCACCCCUCGCUCG